AUGCCAAAAUCGUCAACAGAAGCAGAAACAAUAAUUAUUGUUUCAGAUAGUGACAGUACAGAGGAUGAAAUCGAAUAUAAUAGUAGAAUCAAAUCACCAACACCCUCUCCCCCCAAUAAUGGAAAAGCAACUAAUAAAAGAAAAUUAGAUGAUAAUGACAAUGAAGGUGUAAAUAAAAAAAUCAAACUUGAGGAAAAUAAAGAGGACAUUUUCAAUUCAUUUGUUGGUUAUGAUGAUACACUGUCUAUUGAAGAUGACGAUAUAUUUAUGUUAAGGGCCACCUUGGGAGAGUUUGAAAAUCAACAGGUCAUUAAAGAAGAGUUUAUAAACAGCCAAAGAAUGAAAACUAAAGAAGUUUUGGACUCAUUAAAUGUCAAUAAUAAAGAGGAUGGCCAAGAUGUUGAUAUCAAUAUUAGUUUUGGCAAAUUUGGCGGUAAAAGAAGACACUCAAGCACAAUUAGUAGAUAUUAUAUGGGUGAAUCAUUUCAAUGUGAUAAAUGUGGUGAUUUUAACGAACAUUAUAGUUUCGAAUGCCCAAGAGAUAUUGAAGAAAAACCAUGUUUUAGAUGUGGCGAGUUUGGCCAUCAUAUAAAUACUUGUACAGUUUAUGUUUGUUUCAAAUGUGGUUUAUUUGGGCAUUAUCCAAGACAGUGCGUUCCAAGAAAUCUCAGGUAUAUGGAUGAUGUAUAUUAUUCAGAUAUCAGCGACCCAAGAAUUGUAGAUACUACAAAUGAUAAUGGUAGGGAUUAUGAUAGAGAUUAUGAUAGAGGUUAUGAUAGAGGUUAUGAUGGAGGUUAUGAUAGAGACUAUGACAGGGAUAGAAACUAUAGAAGCCGUGAUAGAGAUUAUGAUAAAGAUUAUGACAGGAAUAGAAACAAUAGAGAUCGUGAUUAUAGAGGCAGGGACAACGAUAGAGAUAACAGAGACUACGAAAAUGGAAGAUAUACAAAUAAAGAACAGGUUCAUAGAUAUGAUCACAACGAUAGAUUCAGUUAUAAUAGUAAUAGAUUUGGCAGUAAAAAUAUAAACAAUAGAUUCGAUAGUAGAGAAAAUAGAUUCGAAAGACAAGGUAGAGGUCGUUAUAAUAAUAACAAUAAUAAUAAUUAUAACAAUAAUAAUAAUAACUAUAAUAAUAAUAAUAAUAGUAAUGGUUAUAAAAAAUCAAAGCAUCAAGAUGUUAAAUUUAUUGACCAAUCUGAUGAAGACCCUAAUGACUACAGAGUUAACGAAGAAAAGAAAGAAAAAAGAAAGGAUAAAAAGAAAGAUAAAAAGAAAGAUAAAAAGGAAGAUAAAAAGGAAGAUAAAAAAAAAGAUAAAAAGAAGGAUAAAGAUACAAAAAAAGACAAAGAAAAAAAGAAUGAUAAAAAUAAAAAAAAAGAUUCAAAAAAUAAGAAUAAACGAGAAAGAGGUGGCUAUGAAGACAAUGAAGAUGAUUAUAAAGAAAAGGAAAAAGAAAAAGAAUUUUUUAAUAAAGCCAAAAACUUUAAACAAAACACCCAUAAUCCAUACAGUAAAAAAAUGCGUAAAAUCGAAGAUUAUAGAAAUUAUGACAAUGACGAAUAA
This is a messenger RNA of Dictyostelium purpureum, 1563 nucleotides long. RefSeq lists its product as uncharacterized. Bases 1 to 1563 code for a protein of 520 amino acids. The record is from RefSeq and is a predicted model, not a curated record. Lineage: Eukaryota; Evosea; Eumycetozoa; Dictyosteliales; Dictyosteliaceae. The transcript is spliced from 2 exons. Gene Ontology annotation, molecular function: zinc ion binding; nucleic acid binding.